AUGGGCAUGGGCGACAAAGAAGGAUUCGGGGGUGACGAUGCUGGACAGAAAUAUCAACUGUCCACGGCAGCUUUGGUCGGAGUCUGUUUGGCCGUCAUUACCUCAGUCUUGCUCCUAGUCCUGAGCGUCUACCACUGCUACCGACGGAGAUACAAAGCUUCUUUCUUCCAUGGCGGGACGGCGGAGAAGGGCAACCGUACCUUCUACGCCAGACCCGCCAGUAAACCCAUCAGCAGUCCGGAGUUGUCCUCUCCAGACUCCCUCCACGGGAAAGGGAUGCCUACCCUAGGUCCUUCCAAGACCUUCCCUCCGGGUACCCUUAGUCCUGUCUCCCCGCUGUCACACGAGAAGAAAGCCCUGAUGAAGACCUACAGCGCCAGCACCGGUGGUGUCAGCGGUGGGAUGGACCCGGGGACCUUCAACAAGGAUUGCUACUCGGAGGGAGGGGAGCUGAAGAACGAAUCAGGAUGGCAGGGGGACAACAAGCUGCAGGGAUCAUCCACGGAGGACCUGACCCAUCUAGGACAGAUCACCUUCACGGUGGAGUACCGCACCGACAAGGGAGUGUUCACUGUCACCAUCCACCAGGCUCAGGGUCUACCCGUCAAGGAUCCACAGAGCGGCACCUCGGAUCCCUACAUCAAGCUCUGCCUCCUCCCGGAGAAGAAGCACAAAGUCAAGACGAGGGUGAUGAGGAAGACCUUGGAGCCAGUGUACGAGGAGACCUUCACCUUCUACGGCCUGGCCUACAACCAGCUGCAAGGCGUCACGCUCCACUUUGUCGUCAUGAGCUUCGACCGCUUCUCAAGGGAUGACGUCAUCGGGGAGGUCGUCGUGCCAUUGGCUAAUAUUGACCUGAGCGAGAAGGCCGUGACCUUGACACGAGAGGUCAAACCCAGACACCCGAAGAUCUCCAAAUCCCAGGGUCGGGGUGAGCUCCUGACGUCUCUCUGCUACCAGCCCGCGGCUAACAAGCUGACCGUGGUUGUCUUGAAGGCAAAGAACCUGCCCAAGAUGGACGUGACAGGACUUUCAGACCCAUACGUCAAGAUCUACCUGAUGUACAACAACGGCCGCUUGGCCAAGAAGAAGACCCGCCUGAAGAAACGCACCCUCAACCCGGUCUUCAACGAGUCUUUCCUCUUCGAUGUUCCUCUGGAGGGCUUGGAAAACGUCAGCCUCGAGUUUCAGGUUCUGGACCACGAUCGGGUCAUGAAGAAUGAGAUCAUCGGGCGCCUCGUUAUCGGCAAAGAGGCGGGCGAAAACGAGGCCCAACACUGGGCGGACAUCAUGCGCAACCCCAGAAAGCAAAUGGCCGAAUGGCACAAACUGACAGACUAAAUAUGGCGUCCGAAGGUCAAAGGUCGCAGAUGACGUCACUCAUUAAAACAAUCACAUUAUUUGGAAACAAUUUAUGUAUAUUUUUGUGUUGAUAAAUGCAUGUACAAUGUUAAGUUAAAAUUGACAAAAAAAAUAUUAUUAAUUAAUCACUACGUCCAAUUAAAGCAAAGUACAUAUAAUGUGAAUCCGUGUCAUAGUUAUUCAAAGCAAGUGCAUUUUAAUAGUACAGAGUUUAUUUUAAAAGGCCAAAAAUAAUGUUGACGGUUUUUGAAUCGUCUAUGAAAUUUGCAGACGAGAUGUUAUGGAAACGCGUACCGUUGGAUUGGAUUGAAAUGAACAUAAUAUUUGAAUGCUCUGUAUAAAAAAAUAACCAAAGGGACUUUAUUUUUGUAUCGCUAAAACGACGAACGUACGUUUGAUGAAUGCUUAUCUCGCCCUCGACUGACGUAGAUAAAAAACCAACUGAUCUUCCAUUUCGAAAAUCCAACGUGUAGUUGACGCUUGUUUCUUGCAGCUUUUUGUAAAUACAUGUAUAUUAUGCUGUAAUAUGUGUGUCAAUGGCAAAAUUCCAUGGAGCUUUGUGGCUCCGAUCAUAUAGUAGUAACAUAAAUCAUUUUUGUUCUGAUUUCUUCUGAAAUUCGGGCGAUUCAUAAUGCAGUGCGCCACCAAGAGUUUGCCACGGAGAGUUAAUUUUUCCCAGUGCAUUGUGGGAGAUGGUCGACAAUUCGCAGCGCGGGACAUUUGAAAUUGUUCGUUUUUUUCAGUCAGUAGUGUCGUAAUUAAGCGUAUAAUUCGAGGAUCUGUUUGCCCUUUUCUUUUCUUGUUAUAAAUAUGGUGUUUUUUUGUAAGGCGGCAGAACGCUA
Messenger RNA from Patiria miniata (bat star), 2204 nucleotides. Its product is annotated as synaptotagmin-4-like. Gene Ontology annotation, molecular function: phosphatidylserine binding; clathrin binding; calcium-dependent phospholipid binding. Bases 1 to 1341 code for a protein of 446 amino acids. The transcript has 5 exons. Gene Ontology annotation, biological process: calcium-ion regulated exocytosis; regulation of calcium ion-dependent exocytosis; vesicle fusion. The record is from RefSeq and is a predicted model, not a curated record. NCBI's taxonomy places the organism in Eukaryota, Metazoa, Echinodermata, Asteroidea, Valvatida, Asterinidae. Gene Ontology annotation, cellular component: membrane; synapse; axon.